UUUUCCUUUUGAUCAUGGUAAAAGACCGAAGGUCACCAACCAACUUAACUGCCUGUGGCCGUCUGCCUUCUUCUCGCUCCUCACACCGAAUCUACCUGCUGCGUCGACCGAGCCAAUUACGCCUAACAAAGCCACCAGCUCUCGCUGCGAUUCGUGUGAGAACCCCCCGCCCCCCCUCCCCCUCCCCCGUUGGCAGCCUUCUCCCCUUACGUUUGAUACAAAAAAAAUGAGGCAUGGUGAUCGUAAAUUUAACGUACUCUCUCCGCAGGAUUGAGAGAACCCAUCCAAGAGCGAGUAUGCAUAGGAAGAAAAACUCGCGAUCGCCCGCCAAAAGUCACCCACACUCCCGGAAACCCUCGAUGGAUAGCAUACAAGACGACGUGCCCGGAGGUGAAUUGACCGUCGCUCCCGCCACUACAACUCCGCUGGAAACAACCCGAUCCUUGCGAGUGAACAUACGAGUGCCGACCGAAAACGAAUGAAUGCUGUCGGUGACACCAAACAGAACCAUGGGGAGCUGCGAGCGUGCCUCUUGGCAUUUCUCGACCAAUUCUUACAAGAACACUGUCACUCGCAUCUCCCUCGCUCCGUAUGUUCACGCACGAGGUUCACCCUGCCGCCGCCGUAACUGGCCUACCUACCUCGGCAUGUGUGUGUGUGUGAUUUUAACUUAACUAAGGCCAACCGCUAAGUAGCUUUCGUAGACGCUUGAUACGACUUUCACAUGGUCAGCGUCGUUCUGCCCGAAUACCACCAAAAACGAUGUACACCCCCCUUUUCCCGUUCCCCCUCACCACCCGACGACGACGAAAUCAACAUCGAUGAAGUGCUUCAGUGGAAUGUCCACCCUUCACAUAGAACCACCACAUUCAAAACACCAGUACAGAAUAAAAAGACUAAAAGGCGGUGCCUGCGGCUGGACCAACACCUGGACGUGAACAACCCAAACCGACCCAGCCCGAUCAGAGUUGUCGGCUCACAGGUGGUUGACGAGUUUAAUGUAGCUAAAUGGUGCCGCUUGAGUACUUGUUGAACAACGUGGGCGAUUUGCUUCGCCCGGCCGGAGCUGAACAAGGUCCCUGGUCACACUCUAAAAAACCUCCCUUUACAUACCACACAACCACCUAUUAUUUCCAAUCGUGGCUGAUUUUUUUUAGCAAAGUCAUCCACAACCCAAUCUUGCCCUCUCCUGCUCUUCCUCCUCGUUUGUCCAUCCUACACGCCUCUUUCCUUUUUUCGCGUCGGUCCCUGCAACAGUUCAGUUUGUGACUUCAAACACACCCAUUCCCGACAAAUGAUACCUAUUUCGUUACUCAUCUUUUUCAACUAUAACCGCUACUAAUCUAUAAUUUCCACUUUUUCCAAACUCUUUGACACUCGAGAAACGAGA
Molecule: messenger RNA, 1390 nt
Organism: Ectocarpus siliculosus
Lineage: Eukaryota; Phaeophyceae; Ectocarpales; Ectocarpaceae
Source: the annotation of a GenBank genome assembly